ACGAUCUUUUAAAGUUGUUAAGAGUUUAUCUCGCAGUGUUUUAAAAACAGAAACUAAUAUAAUCCACGUGAUAUUAUUAUAGAAAGUUUGAAAGUUGUAGAGGAGGUUAUUGAACGCGGCAUUUUAGCUUAUCCUCCACUUCUAGUUAACCUACAUUUGUUUCUCAGUUUAGCGCAGUUUUAACAGGUUAUACGGCUAUUUUGAGAGCAAGUAUAGGCUUGAAAAGCGAUUAAAUAACUUUUAACCAGGAGGAUAAGUGUUUAAUAAACUGCAAAGGAAGCUGUGCUGCUGAGAAGCCACGCUGUUAGUCCAGUAACUGCAAUGUUUACAGGUUUUGGGCUCAGUAGUAGUAUAGACGCUCCAGCAUUUCUGGCUUUCCUGAGCUGGAGCUGCUGUAGUUUCCUGUAGUUUUCUGUAGUUUAGGUCUGUGCUGUAGUUGUUUAAGACAUUAAUAUUGAGCAGGAUUCAGGAUUUUGGACGCACAUAAAGAGAAACAAGGAUGUGUGACAUCAGGACUUAUAAUGUGGUCAUUCUGGGCAUUGGAUUUCUAUUCAUUUUCACUGCCUUCACCACCUGUGGCAAUAUAGAACAAACUGUGGUGAAAAGUCUGGACAAUGCUACUUUUACUGGAAGUGGUUAUCACAGCCUCGGGAUUAUAUAUGGAAUUUUUUCAUUUGCUAAUUUAUUAGCUCCCCCUGUUGUAACAGUAAUCGGACCACGUUUUACAAUGUUCUUCAGUGGAAUUCUUUACAGUGGUUAUAUAGCUGUAUUCAUUAAUCCAUGGACCUGGUCCUUUUACUUCACCUCAGUGCUAAUUGGUAUCGGAGCAGCUCUGCUUUGGACAGCUCAAGGACACUUUCUGGUGGAGAACUCUGAUGCCUCCACCAUUAACAGGAACACUGGGUUGUUUUGGGCUUUGUUGCAGUGCAGUAUGCUGUUUGGUAAUCUCUAUGUUUAUUUAGACUGGAAAGGAAAAUCUGAAAUUUCAGAUGGAGACAGGAGGAUUAUGUUUAUUGCUCUGCUGGUCACCUCUGUAAUCGGCACUCUGAGCUUCCUGAUCCUGAGAAGAUCACAGCAGCUGGAGGACGAGGUUCUGUCUGAGGAAGAGGGACGAUCCUUAUUGUCAUCUCGGUUAAUAUAUAAGCAGCGAGCCAACUCUGCUAUAAAUGAUGCCAAAGCAGAAUUCAAGACUAUUUUGCACCUUUUUGGGACAAAAACAAUAUUACUCCUUGCCUGUUGCAUGGCAUACAGUGGUCUGGAGCUCUCUUUUUACAGCGGUGUGUACGGAACUUGCAUUGGAGCAACAAGUCAGUUCGGUGAUGGAGCCAAAGCUUUGAUUGGGAUUUCAGGGAUUGUGGUGGGAUUUGGAGAAAUAAUUGGUGGGGGUCUGUUUGGGCUCAUUUUGAAAAAUAACCGGUUUCGGCGCACGUCAGUCGUCUUCCUCGGUAUGGUGGUUCAUUUUGUGGCCUUCUACCUGAUCUUCCUCAACAUACCAGAUGAUGCUCCAGUGGCGUUUAAAAGCAGCACACAGGAGAAGCCUUAUCUGUCACCAAGUGUCUCCAUUGCUAUGCUGUGCAGCUUCCUGCUUGGACUCGGAGACAGCUGCUUCAACACUCAGCUUUACAGCAUUCUGGGCAGAGUUUACACUGAGCAAAGCGCACCAGCCUUUGCCAUCUUCAAGUUUAUUCAGUCUAUCUUUGCAGCAGUGGCUUUCUUCUACAGUGGCUACCUCCUGCUGACCUGGCAGCUCCUGAUCAUGGUCAUCCUGGGCUUUAUAGGCACCCUGUGCUUCUUCAUGGUGGAGAGGAUGCAGAAUGUCUCGGCUGAUUUGCCAGAAUACUAGAUCUUCUAGUAACAUAAUUAUUUUUUAUACAGAGUGUUUGCAAGGCAAAUGUAUUUGGACUGUUUUCCGUAACCUGGGGAAUCACCCUGUUUCACUCUCACACACUGCUUCAGUGACUCUUCUGUUCCUGAGCUCUUAUGAAACACUAACUCAUCAGAGCUUCAGCUUUAUUUUAUUUGCAUUGAUAAUUUGCUAAAGGUGCUCUUUGUGUGGGAUGCUUUUGACAAAACUCAUCAUUCCUGGGUUGGACUGUAUGAUCCAUUAUAAUAAUCAAUUGCAAAACCAUAGAAUAAUUUUAAAUAUCUUUUAAAAGUAGUAUCUGUCAGUUUUAAAGGUGGCACAUUUUUUUCAAUCAUUAUUUUUAACUCAACACUAAAGAUACUAGCACACAAAUCAAGCACAACAAUAUGGUAUGGUAUGGCUAAUCAGGUAUGUGAAAAAAAUUAUAAUGCCUUAGUUUUUUGUGCUUUGCCCCUAAAUGUCUCAGGGUUCAGAUCACUUCAAGAUACAGUGUUAAAUAAAUUUCUAUUUUUCUCUUCUCUAAAAAUAAAAACGUUUGGUUAUGCACGUUAUCCAUGUUGUAAAAUGUAGGCCCCAUCACGAUAACUAUUUUUAUUUUAUUUUUAUUUUUACUACUAGUUUUGUUGUUCCAGAAAUAUUUGCGAUAAAAAAGAUUAUUGUCAUUAUUGUCAAAUGUCACGAUAUGACUUUUUAAGUGCAAAAAAUGCAGUUCUAUUAAUUUAAAGAAUAAUAAAUUUAAAUUCACAGACGCCUCGUGCUGAUUGACAUCACCCUAGGAGUGAUGAGGGGAAAGAGCGCCAUCUACCCACCCAGAGAGAGCAAGCCCAAUUAUGCUCUCUCAGGGCUCUGGCAGCUGAUGGCAAGCUGCAUGACCGGGAUUCACACCUGUGAUCUCCCUUCAUUGUGGCAGCGCUUUAGACUUUUGGACCACUUAGCACCCCUAAUUUUUUAAUUUUUGGAAAUAUAUAUAGAUGGUUAAGUUAGAAUAUUUUAAAAUAUAUCCUAAAUACUCUAAAUGUAAAUAAAAUUAUACCACUUAGCUCAUUCACAAUAAUUAGUCUCCCUAAUAAUCAUCUUAUUUUUACUUAAUGAUAACUUAAUAACAUAACUAUCAUGACUGGCCUAAUAAAAUGCACUGCCUAUAUUGUACUUAUUAUUGUUAUUACUUUAAACUACAUUUAUAUAUUUUGCAUACUAUUAUUUGAGUUGAGUAACCUGUAUUUUAUUGUUAAUUGUUCUGAUUAGAGUUUUAACAUGCAAAAACGACUCAGAUACACUCAAUUAAAAGGACAGUAAGGUUUUUUACCAAAGACACACAUAUAUGAGGGUUUUUAAAGGUAUAAAAAAGAUGGACCAUGGCAAUAUAUAGGAAGUAGAAGAAGAAAUUUAGAGUGUCAUAUGUACAGUGUCAUGCCAAAAGUCAUGGGACAGUAACUGGUCUCAUGUAAAGAAUGCUGUACUGGAUGUGUGAUAUGUGGAUAUGUUGUUCCCUGAGAGAACAAUUCAUAAUUCGUAGGCAUACUCUUGUCCCAUGACUUUUGGCAUGUCAGUGAUUUUUUUUGCGCACAGUUAAAAAAAAACAUAAUUCAGUAUUUUAUUGUUUAAGAAAAUGCAGUGUUUUCUAAAAUGUACAAUACUUAAAUAACCAGCAUUAAAAUUUCAGUGCUUAACUCGAAGUUGUAUAAUAACUAUGCAAUGAUUAACAGUAAUUAGUGUCUUGUGAAUGUAUUUUAUUUAUAUUUACUAAUAUACCAGCAUUUCUCUGUUAGUAUUCCAGCUGUAUGAUCUUGUUAACUGACAAUCAAUUGUAUUGAGUUUAGUGUUUUAUACAUAAUAAUUUCAGUGAGGUAAAGUAUAUGCUGUAUAUGUGAUGAACUGUAUUUGUUGUAUUGUGUAUAUGUUGUUUCCUUGCACUUUGUUUGUGUAUUUCAGGUCCAAAGUUCAAUAAAGAAUCGCAAGUUAUUGCAAGGUAA
Molecule: messenger RNA, 3837 nt
Organism: Astyanax mexicanus (Mexican tetra)
Lineage: Eukaryota; Metazoa; Chordata; Actinopteri; Characiformes; Acestrorhamphidae
Product: UNC93-like protein MFSD11
Exons: 13
Coding region: 500-1843 (447 amino acids)
Source: RefSeq, a predicted model, not a curated record